Messenger RNA from Prunus dulcis (almond), 1387 nucleotides. RefSeq names its product ankyrin repeat-containing protein ITN1-like. The record is from RefSeq and is a predicted model, not a curated record. Lineage: Eukaryota; Viridiplantae; Streptophyta; Magnoliopsida; Rosales; Rosaceae. The coding region runs from base 159 to 1181 and encodes 340 amino acids. The transcript has 3 exons.
UUUUUUUCUUUCUUUUACUAUUCAUAUAUAAUCUAAUUGACGAAUUAAAACUUUGUGCCAACAUAUUGUGAUUUUUAAUCUGCAUUGCACUCUUAGGUUUAUUGCAGGGGCUUUCUUCUACCCUCCACAACCUUUUAGGGAUCAACCACAUAUGUGAAAUGAAAUUGAUCCAUGAUCGCUCGCUUUAUAUUUUGGACCACAUGGUAAAUAAAGCGGUAAAAGAUGUAGAUAUCCAAGAAAGGGAAGAUGGCCUUGUCUAUGAAGCAGUAUUCCAAGCUGUCCGAAGAGGGAUUAUUGAGUUCGUUAUCCGUUUAUGUAAAGUAGAUCCGGAUGUAUUGUGGCGAAACAAUUCAAUGGGAAGGAACAUAUUUCACUAUUCAAUUGAGUGUCGCCAGGAAAAAGUUUAUAGCCUUAUAUAUGGGGUUCGUCAAAGAAAUCUUAUUUCAACAUUUUCAGAUGCUUUUGGAAAUGAUAUGCUACAUCUUGCAGGGAUGCUAUCUCCAACGGAAAAACUUGAUCGUAUUUCAGGUGCAGCCUUGCAAAUGCAGAGAGAAAGACAAUGGUUCAAGGAGGUUAAGAGUACUGUAGUUUUACCCUCGGGAGUGAGAGCUUUCAAUAAAGAGGGUAAGAGACCCCAUGAACUAUUUACCCAGAACCACAAGAAAUUGAAGGAAGAAGGAGAAAAGUGGAUGAAAGAUGCCGCAACUUCUUGUACAGUUGUAGGUGCUCUCACUAUUACCAUCAUGUUUGCUGCAGCCUUCACAGUGCCUGGUGGAAACAAUGGAGGAACAGGCUUUCCCAUAUUCUUACAUAAAAAGAUGUUUAUGGUUUUCAUAGUUUCAGAUGCUAUAUCUCUCUUUUCUUCCAUAACAUCAGUGCUAAUGUUUUUGGGAAUUCUUACAUCACGUUAUGCGGAAGAUGAUUUCCUCAAAUCCUUACCCACAAAGAUGAUAAUAGGCCUUUCAACACUCUUGAUCUCCAUCGCUACCAUGAUGGUUGCCUUUUGUUCUGCCCUUUUCCUUAUGCUUCAUGAAAGAUUGCAGAUUGUUAUCCCAAUCAUUUUCCUCGCCAGCAUUCCAGUUGCCUUAUUUAUUGGGAUGCAAUUUCCCCUUCUUGUUGAGAUUUUCAUUUCCACAUACGGAGGAGGAAUAUUUGAUAAGAAAGUGAAACGGUGGAUAUAAAUUCUUGAUGGUAAAUGAAAUAUAUAUUUUAUUUUUUAUUUAGAAAUGAAAUAAUUGUAUAUACUUCCGUAAUGUUGUCAUCACUUCUAGGAAGCUUGUUUGUAUUCACUAUAUGUAAGUGUUUUGGGGUUCUGUAAUGAAAUCCUGAGAUUUUAAUUGUUCUUCAAUUAUGAAGAUAUAGUUGAGUAGGAGAACCCUUUGCAUCU